Messenger RNA from Diuraphis noxia (Russian wheat aphid), 570 nucleotides. Its product is annotated as huntingtin-interacting protein K. NCBI's taxonomy places the organism in Eukaryota, Metazoa, Arthropoda, Insecta, Hemiptera, Aphididae. The record is from RefSeq and is a predicted model, not a curated record. Gene Ontology annotation, biological process: protein stabilization; negative regulation of apoptotic process.
GCUUUCUUCAUGACAUGUUGUGCUGCUUAAGAAAAAUAUUUGAAAUACCUAUUUAAAUUUAAAAACACAUUUUUCAUUUUUCGAUUUAAUCUAAUUACCGUUUGAAAUUUGUUCGUCCCUGAAGGGUAGUAUAAUGUCAGAAGAACCAGUUGUAAAUGGUGUCGGCGGGACUGAUGAACAAACCGACAAUGUCGAUGAUGCGAAUGCUAAAAAAACUGUAAAAUAUGACAGCGGAGCAGCUGAUUUAGAAAAAGUGACUGACUAUGCGGAAGAAAAGGAAGUCAUAUCGACCGAUGACAUAUCUGGAGCAAUGACCAUCAUUGGUGACAGGAGAUUAAAAGAAGCCGCAGACAAAAUAGCAAAAGAAAAAGAACUGCAAAAGGUCUCCAUAAAAAAGUCUGAUGUUGAACUGAUUAUACGAGAAAUGGAAAUAUCAAAAACCCUAGCCGAGAGAACAUUAAGGGAAUGUCACGGAGACGUUGUCAAAGCUCUGAUUGUCCUGACCAACUGAAAACAUUAACUAACAUUUUGAAUUUUCUAAGUAAAAGAAAAAAUUACAAAAAAAAAAAA